Molecule: messenger RNA, 2692 nt
Organism: Porites lobata
Lineage: Eukaryota; Metazoa; Cnidaria; Anthozoa; Scleractinia; Poritidae
Source: the annotation of a GenBank genome assembly
GAUAGAAGCUGCAGUGACAUUAAAGUUCGAAGUCCGCAGGCCACGAGUGGCUCUUACGUCAUCGACCCUGAUGGCGAUGGAGGCAACGAACCUUUUAACGUCUUUUGUGACAUGACUGACAAAAACGGUGUUGGUGUGACCGUGGUAGGUCACGACAGCGAAGCUAGAACGCUAGUUGUUGGAUACGAAGCACCAGGGAGUUACGUGAAACAUAUCACCUACAAUGCAACGGGGCUUAUCGGCGUGGCACAGUUAGCAGGCCUAGCAGAUGUUUCCACUCACUGCGAACAGUUUAUUAAGUAUGAAUGCUAUGGUGCCCUUCUUUUCAGAGUUGAUGAGUGCUGGUGGGUAUCACGUCACAAUCAAAGUAUGUUCUAUUGGGGAGGAGCUAAGCCAGGUGAUAACCAAACGUGCGCUUGUGGGGUGACGUCGCCAAACUCGUGCGCAGACCCCUCUUUUGGAUGUAACUGCGACAAGAAUGAUUACACGUGGCGCGAGGACAGCGGUUUCCUCACUGAGAAAUCCCAACUUCCUGUGAUAGAGUUAAGGUUUGGGGACACAGGUAACUCACCAGAGAAAGGCUAUCACACCCUUGGAAAAUUCAAGUGUUACGGUUAGUUAGCCCAAUAUUAGGGUUCCUUAGUAUUAAGCCAGAUAAAUCAAAACAAUAAAGGAAGUUAAGUCACAUUAAAUCCAACUGCUAUCCAAAGUUUAGAUUUGUUUUUAAGUGGCUGUGUCACCGCUGUCCAAUUCAUUUUGUUUCUAGAUAUUGUCUCUAAUGCCAUUAGCCUCCCACGCAAGCGUUUCUUUGGGAGGGUAGGGACGAAAAACGAGCCCCCCCUAAAAACGCCUGCGUGAGAGGUUAUAAUGCCAUCUACGGGUCUAUAUUCGCUAAAAUACUUGACAAACCUGUGAAUGACAAAAUCACAGUUGCGUGUCAUACAAAAUAUGUCUCCUAAGCAUUGUAUCCAUGGUUAAAAACAGCAAAAAUGAACUUUGAAAAACUGUUAGGUGAGCAAGGUUUCAAAAACCACACUUGAAUUCCCUUUCAAUCGUCUUGAAGUAUGUCCAUCCCUGCUUCCCUUUGUAUUUGCUGUGUCAUUUAUACCUUGUUCUAACUUUUGAAGCGGUUAUUUUAAUGUUUUACUCAAUUUGGUGAUAGUUCCGACUGUUUAAAUGUUGAUAAAAUUCGUGGCACAGCUCCUUUAAAAUGAGGCGAAGUGCGAAGCCUUUUGAUAUGAAAAUUAAUUUCAACGAAGAAAAGAGUCAAGAACUUACCUCGUUUUGAAAAUGAGGGUUUUUGGAACUCGGAAAAUAAUAUUGAAAUAUUGAUCGCAUGAAAUGGCUAUUAUGGUAGGUCACAAUAAUUGACGUGAAAGAAAAGAUAAUUCAAUGUUGAUGAUUUAGUGCCUGACUCCUUAAUUGCAGAUAUAUAUGAGUGUCAACCAGAAAAGCACAACUGUCAUGUAAACGGUAUGUGCAAUUACACCAAAGGAUCCUUUGUUUGCACCAGCACAGGUGAGAAUAGUAUCUUGGUCUUAUUUAUAAUCUUUUCCUAAUCAACUCCAUUUUCCUCGCAUUUAGGCCAAGAUCAGUCACAAGGUAGUAUGCUUCUUAGUCCGUAGAGCUGUAGUUUGUUCUUUUAAGUGUCACCCUCUGAAAAAGUGUUCCAGGGGCCAAAAGUUGUGGUCAACCGAUUUGGCUAAAGCUUAGCACAGACGUUGGGUGUAAUGAAGUAUUUCAAAAGCCACUUUGGCUCAGUUCUCUGACUUUUGGAGUUUUAGGGGCAUCUCAUGUUUUGCCCUUUGAGCUCCAAAAAUCCAGUCUUCCUCGGGACAUUUUUUAAGUGCCAUAAAAUGUCAUUAGCAAAUUGUGUUGCUAAAUGAAUUUGACGAUGAACUGUACUAUAAUAGAACUUUCAGUUCAUGCACGUAAAUUUGUCCUCAAGGUAUUGGACAAAGAGGGGCCUGGGGCUAGAGUUUGGCUAAAAUUGAUGUCAAAAUUACCACCCAAAAUUGCCAUUUUUCAAAAGUUUAGUAUAUUUACCUGCGUUCUUGCAUAAUUUCCAAACCUAUACCAUUGUUUACUUUAGUUACCAAAUUAUCAAAAUCAGUUGAGAAAAACUUUUUCUUUAUAUUUGUCACGCCCAUUUUUAUAUUUUUCUAAGAUAACGUUAGCUUAACGAAAACGUUCGUUAACAUAUAAUCUUCGUCUGACCUUUCAAAGCGCAGUUUGUUAAAUGAUGAAUAAUGAGAGGUAUAAAAAAUCCUUGCUCCCAGAACGCAAGCUGCAAUGAUGUCGCGACAGUCCCUGUAUUAUUCUCGGCUCUUCCCAAACUGUCCCCCGCCCCUAAGUAGAAUUGAUAUACUCAUCUCCAGGCUACGUAGACUCAGUACAUUUGUAAGGAUAGGUGCUAAGUAUUUCGUAGAUAUUGUAACUCCCAGAUUACAAACAUAGGCACGUUUUACGUGCAUGAGCGAUUUUGAAUGCUUCAGUGUAACAGUAUCGGCAAUCUACUGUCUUAAUCCUAAAUCAAGGGUAUGUUUUGUGCGAAAUUGGGUAUUGCUAUACAUUAAUGAAAACGAGAACCGCAGUGCAUAGCUGAUUCGAUCUGAUAAAUUCACUUUUCUUUGUCUUUCCUUCAGACAUUUGGUGUAAAAUAAACAAAUUGUUAAAGUACUAUGAAUAUUAA